Geodia barretti is the source of this 1101-nucleotide messenger RNA. Lineage: Eukaryota; Metazoa; Porifera; Demospongiae; Tetractinellida; Geodiidae. The record is from the annotation of a GenBank genome assembly.
UGCACUGUGACAACCAAGCCUGCCUGCUUACAGUCGCGACAGCCACAACAGGGGAAAUGGGCCUGGCCUGUUCUUCCUGACCACGAAGAAGGCUCCACUGACUAAGCAGGCAUUCGUGGAAGAGAUUAGGAAACUUCUCAGGGCACUCGAACUCCCGGAGGAGAACUAUGCUGGUCACAGCUUCCGUAUUGGCGCUGCAACAUCUGCUGCACUUGCAAAGGAUAAAAGACAGAACUAUUCAGCUGCUGGGUCGGUGGCAGAGUGGUGCCUUCCUUCGGUACAUAAGGACACCACACGAACUGUUGGCUGCCAUGUCAGCACUAGCCUCCCAGAGGCGCCUCACCACAGACGCUCAUCCGAUCCAGUAGGGCUCCAACAUUGCUCUAGAUUGUUGCUGGGUUGGUGGCAGAGUGGUGCCUUCCUUCGGAUUAUGCAGACUAUGAAACCGUUCCAUAGUGUCACCCAUGGAGGCUCAAAGGCAGUGAUAAGGAAGGGACCUAUACAGCCUGUUUUGAUGACAGUAAUGCAGAGGAUGGGAAACAAAAAAGUUACUUUGGUCGAAAACCUAGAGUUUUAUGGCAUUAUGGCCGAGAAAGUUGCACAUACUGCUCAAAAAUUAGCCGCUGCAAGCACAACAGUUGAAAGUACACCCGGGUCAUCUAAGGUCCUUGUUCAAGGAAAUGCUGUGAACAUAAUUUCAAAAUUACUGCAAGAUGAAUACGGUCUACCAAGUAAGUAUAUUGACGUUGUUGACAAACUAAAACAAUCAAGAAAGAAGGGUGGAAAAAGAUAGUGUCCAUAUUUUACGAUGAACAAUUUGCUGUGGUUUUGUAAUACCUUUUUCUGCUGUGUAUGCAAAUAUCCAAUGGCAAUCAUAUUUUAAUGAGCAAUACAAACCAACCUAGGAUAACAUUCUAUUUUGCACACAUCUUAGUGCGUAUAAUUCACAAUCAAACAAAUAUGGUGUAAGCAGCGCAGUUUGUCUGUUUAUGUAUGUUCAACUAACUCAUUUCGUUAUUCGAAAGAAUCUGUUAAUGAGCCAGCCAACCGAAGAAGUCUUCCCCCACAUGUAGGUCAUUGAUGCCUACCUAAAACUAAAAU